Oryza brachyantha (malo sina) is the source of this 877-nucleotide messenger RNA. Its product is annotated as ubiquitin-conjugating enzyme E2 28. Gene Ontology annotation, biological process: protein polyubiquitination. The transcript has 5 exons. Lineage: Eukaryota; Viridiplantae; Streptophyta; Magnoliopsida; Poales; Poaceae. Gene Ontology annotation, molecular function: ubiquitin conjugating enzyme activity. Bases 161 to 607 code for a protein of 148 amino acids. Gene Ontology annotation, cellular component: nucleus. The record is from RefSeq and is a predicted model, not a curated record.
AAAUCCCCCCCGACUCCUCGCAGCUUCCUCUUGUCUUGUGGCCGACCCGCCUCGCCACGCCGUCGCAGCCGAGGCUCCCCCACCCGCAGGGAGAGAGGCCGGCGGCCGCCGCUUCCACUGACCCCCACCGGAGCGCCCCGUCGCCGGUCGGGUUUGAUCGAUGGCGUCCAAGAGGAUCCUGAAGGAGUUGAAGGACCUGCAGAAGGACCCUCCCACCUCCUGCAGCGCAGGUCCCGUGGGUGAGGACAUGUUCCAUUGGCAAGCCACUAUCAUGGGCCCCUCAGACAGCCCAUUUGCCGGUGGGGUAUUCUUGGUGAACAUUCAUUUCCCACCGGAUUAUCCUUUUAAACCACCGAAGGUCUCUUUCCGCACCAAGGUUUUCCACCCGAACAUUAAUAGCAAUGGCAGUAUUUGCCUUGACAUUCUCAAGGAACAGUGGAGUCCUGCUCUUACCAUAUCAAAGGUCCUCCUGUCAAUCUGUUCACUGCUGACGGACCCCAACCCAGAUGACCCGUUGGUGCCAGAGAUUGCUCACAUGUACAAGAAUGAUAGGGCCAAAUACGAGUCCACUGCUCGCUCCUGGACGCAGAAGUACGCCAUGGGCUAGAAAGUCAGCCAAACUGGUGGACGUGUCGAAACCCAACGACGUUAUCAGCUAAAUAACCCACAAGUCACCCUCCCCCAACGAAGUAUGAAUGGACUUUUGAGGCCGUUGUGCCCAGUUGAACUCAUAUGUACCCUACCUUGUGAAGUCCGUUUCAGUCUGGUAGUCUGUUCUACUUGACUGUUCUGUUAUUUAAGUUGCUUCCUAAAUCAUAUUUAUUAUUCGUGCUUGUCGGUGCGGUAGCAACUAUUUAAAUGCUUAGAAACUGUGUUA